AACAGGCCUGGUCACACUUUCUGUCACGGCAAUCCUAGAAUUAUCUGCCACAUCAGAUUUUUUAAAACUUUGUAUACUGUUUAACAGAAAAAACAAUGUCAUAGCAAAUUAAGAGUAAAUUGUGAUAGCAACAUCAGAAGCAGUCUUGUGUGUCGCCCCACCUCCAUGUAGCAUUGGGUCCGGGAAAGUGCCCGUUGCUCCCCAAACGCCGCAGCAUCCGAAAAACAAUUCUCGAACCAAGUGGAACGAAAUCGAAGAUACACACAACACUUGUAGAACGCCCACACUUGGUAGAAGAAUAGUCGCAAAUUGCAGCGAAGACGUGUCACUGGGGAAAGAGCUAACGAAAGGUUGAAAAAGCGCGCUCGAAAUGGCCCAAACCAGCGGAAAUCUAUCCGGAAACAUGCAGCCGCCACCGCCAUCGGGAGGCAGGUUCUCCGUGGACCUUCAAAGUUUGCCCAGCCUGUCCAACCUGCCAUCGCCGCUGCAGAUCUUCCAAAUGGUGCGCAACUCUUUGCGACCUUGGAUUGUCUUCUUCAAUAUCAACAACUUUAAGUCGGCCGUGAGCAUGCAGCGCCUGAACAACCGUAUCCUGCGGAAUCUCUCCUACUUCCAGGCCAACUACAUCUUCAUCUUCUUCGUCCUGAUGAUCUACUGCCUCAUCACGGCGCCCUGCAUCCUGCUGGUCAUCUUGGCCGCCGCCUUUGGUUGCCACAAACUGCGGGUGCGCAACAGCAACAUCACAGUGGUGGGCCACCAACUGACGCCCAAUCAACAGAUAAUCGCCCUCAACUUGGCCACUGCGCCCGUGCUCUUUUUGGUGGGCGCGGGCUCCAUUCUUUUUUGGACACUGGGCGCCUCCUGCUUUGUGAUUGCAAUGCAUGCCAUCUUCUACAACAUCGAUGCUAUCGUGACCGAGGAGAACGAGGGAUUCCUUGCCCAGGUUGUCUGAUUGUCAGCCAGAAGCUGAAGUAUUGGUCUUCUGGGAUCUGGACAAUCCGCGGCGAGGACGAGGUGCAGACAUAUUCGCCACUAUGGGGCCUUAUUAGUCGAUACAAUCAACACGCAAUAUCAACAUAUUUAUAACGAAUUCUAGUUAAGUUUUAGCCGCAGACAUUGAAUAAACAAAGUACACAAACUA
Messenger RNA from Drosophila elegans, 1141 nucleotides. Its product is annotated as prenylated Rab acceptor protein 1. The transcript has 3 exons. The record is from RefSeq and is a predicted model, not a curated record. NCBI's taxonomy places the organism in Eukaryota, Metazoa, Arthropoda, Insecta, Diptera, Drosophilidae. Gene Ontology annotation, cellular component: Golgi apparatus. Bases 371 to 952 code for a protein of 193 amino acids.